Haplochromis burtoni (Burton's mouthbrooder) is the source of this 1742-nucleotide messenger RNA. It is a transcript of the gene cfap161, whose product is annotated as cilia and flagella associated protein 161. The coding region runs from base 120 to 1010 and encodes 296 amino acids. Lineage: Eukaryota; Metazoa; Chordata; Actinopteri; Cichliformes; Cichlidae. Gene Ontology annotation, biological process: cilium assembly. The record is from RefSeq and is a predicted model, not a curated record. Gene Ontology annotation, cellular component: motile cilium. The transcript has 8 exons.
GAGAACUGACGAGUACACCGUUACCAUAGAGACUACAUCACAAACCAAGCUAAAAUAGCUAAAGCAGCUAAACUUGUUAAAGUUUCCGGCAUGUACUCGCAGUUUUGCCUGAGUGAAAAAUGGCACAUAUAAGAACUUACCGCACACCUGUGAAAAUGGGAAACUGGUUUGAAGAGCAGCGCUUAAAAGAGGAUGAAGUAAAAGAACAUCUGGAGAAAAAAGAGAGGGGUGAGCUUGCUGGCCAGAAAAUGGACUUCCUCAAAGAGAACAUUUUAAAACCGGUGAAAUUCUCCGUGACAAAUGAUGGCACUCUGCACUUUGGUGAUAUUGUGAUGUUAGUGAACAUGGGAGGAGGAAACAGGGAGUGCAGUGCAGUGAGCAUCAAUGCUGAUGUUAACAGCUUAACAAAGAUUCCUUCUCCCAGCAUUCAAGCUCCGUGUGCAGUCAGCGCUGUCAGGAGUGUCCAGCCGUGCACACGCACAGCUUUCGUCAUUACCAGUGUAGAUGGCAGUCCUGAGGGAUCCACUCUUCAUUUUGAGCAAAGUUUUGCCUUAAAGACAACAAGUGGCUUUGCCAGGGGACUUUACUUGACGAGUGACCUGCAAAGUUUUCAAAAGUGUGCAAAAAAGUCUCGCCUCCAAGAAGUAAGCCUGGAAGACAGCGAUUCCUUUCUGUCAUGGUGGAAGAUAGUUUACUUUGACCCCCAGGAAAGACUUGAAUAUGAGGGUCUGCCAGUUCCUGCUAAUGUGAAGGUGCUGAUUGUACAUUGCAAAACAAACCAGGCUCUUGCUGUUCUGGGUGAUCAAGUCCUCUGGACCAUGUACGGCAAGGAGUAUGAGCUGACAGCUCACACGUUCUUGGAUUCCCAUAAAGCUGAACAGGACAACAAUCACUGGAUACUCUGCACCGCUGAUCCUGCAGGGGACGGACUUGUACUUUUCAAACAACCACAGUUGAUGGCUAAAAAAACAGAACUUGAGGCGUUCUCAGAAGCUAACCCUAGUGUUUAACACCAUCUGUUUUUAUGCUAAAAUGUAUUGUAAUAAAGGUUGUUUUUUUUCUGGUUAGGUCAUCACUUGUAAUGCAGGAAGAUUCUAGUGCAAAAAUCAGUAACACAUAACCACCAACUGUUAAGUGUGUUUUACUAGAAGUAAUAAGUAAUAAUUUGACAGCAAUAUUCAUGAAUUUGUUAAUAACUAGUUUGUAAACCAUCUUUGAACAUUAUCUAUAACAAAGUUGCAGCUGAUGUUAAAAUAUUAAUAAUUAACACUGUUUAUUAUGUGGAUGAUUAUUAUACAGCUGGAACUUGUAUUUGAUUGUUUUUUUAAUGUUAUUUUUUUAAUUGUGCAUAAAUAUUCAGUUCAGUUAGCAUCAGAAGACUGUGAUGCAAAUAACAGAAAGUUAUUCGAGGGAAGGCUGUAUAAAGUAAAUAGAACUGGUCCCAGCACGGUUCCCUGUGGAGCUCUGUAUAGAAAACACUCCCCAUUUUCAUGAGGAAAUGGAAAUCUGUUUCGCAGAUAUGAUUCAAAACACUGCAGCACAGUACCUUUAAUAAUUACAAAAUGUUCUAAUGUUUGCAGUAAAAUAUUGUGGUCUACGGUAUCAAAUGCCGCACUGAGGUCUAGCAGGACAAACACAGAGAUUAAUCAACUGUCAGCAGGCAUAAGUAGAUCAUUCAUAACCUUCACCAGUGCCGUUUCUGCACUGACUAGAAUUUGCUAAAUAAACUAAAGUAAAAAGAA